AUGGAAGCAAUUCAACGUCGUGCAGGCAAUAUUGCCGAUUUAUUACCAAACGAUCUAAAGGAAAAAAUCAAACAGUUACAUUCACGUAUUGUAAAAUUGGAAGGUGAAAAGUAUGAUUUGGAGAAACGACACGAGCGCCAGGAAUAUGAUUUGAAAGAGUUGCACGAGCGUGAACGUCAGGUUGCUCGUAACAAAGCUUUACAAAGAGGUUUGGAUCCUGAAGAAGCAGCUGCUUCCAUACAUCCGCCAAAGAUCAAUGUCGUAUCAAAAUUCGAUCGUCAGAUUGAUAGACGCUCAUAUGGCGAUCGGCGAGAUCUUUACGAACACCCAGUAAUUAAGAAGCCGCCAAAAAUUGCUCACGGAACAGCUCGUCCACCACCAGAAUGGGGCCGACGUGAAAACGAAGAACUGGAACAGAUCCGUAAAAAUUUAGAACCGCCUAAAUACGUAGAGCAAGUGAAAGCAGAUGGUGAUGCUGCAAAACCACCAGUUCAACCAAUUCCACUCAAUGUGCCUGGUGUUGAUGAGGUUGAAGACGAAGAAAGGCCAUCGGCUGGAGCUACCGAACAAAAUGUGGCUCCAGACGAAGAAGCAGGAAAUGCUCCAGCGGAAGAUACGAAAGCCAGCCGGAAGGCAUCCGGUGCGGCAGGUGGCAAAGCUACUGCGCCACCACCAACGAGCAAGAAGCCAGUGAAAGCGAAAUGA
Acanthocheilonema viteae is the source of this 705-nucleotide messenger RNA. The record is from the annotation of a GenBank genome assembly. NCBI's taxonomy places the organism in Eukaryota, Metazoa, Nematoda, Chromadorea, Rhabditida, Onchocercidae.